This is a messenger RNA of Daldinia caldariorum, 3403 nucleotides long. RefSeq lists its product as uncharacterized. Bases 237 to 3185 code for a protein of 982 amino acids. Lineage: Eukaryota; Fungi; Ascomycota; Sordariomycetes; Xylariales; Hypoxylaceae. The record is from RefSeq and is a predicted model, not a curated record. Gene Ontology annotation, molecular function: DNA binding. The transcript is spliced from 6 exons.
CAUCCAUUACAAUACAUUCAGCCAGCCAGCCAGCCCUAAGUCUAGUUCACUCUCACCCGCUAUGCGGUACCGCAGAGUCAUGUAGAAAAAAAAUAGAAAAAAAAGAGAAAAAAAAGAAGGCUAUCCUACUACAUUUCGUUCUUUAUUAUCGUUUUACUAUUUCCUCUCGCCCUUCCUCCCAUCCCUUCUCUCCAGCCACGAUUCUGUUUGGUUGAUCUGCACAAGCGUAUGCGAUCAUGGGUGAUAGUCGGCCGUUCGUUACGAUAAGUGAAUGGCAGCCUACGGCUACGGGGGACGGACAUAGCUUCAGCAGUGGUGAUUCUGCCGUACGUCGAGAUAAAAAGACAGCCAGGUCUCAAGCUCGAUCUCGUCUAAUUGCAUCUUCUCAGUAUGGUUCUAGCAUUGAGGAUGAAAAGACGCCAGCAGCCACGCACGACAUCAGUCGGGUGAGCUACCACGUCAAGCAUCUACCCGAAUUCGCCAAGACACUCGAGGAUUCGGCUAUGCGAGCUUUCCCCAAUCGGGGGGGCUCACAGAGAUACAAGAAGGUACAGGUGCUUCUUCUUCACUGGACCUGCGACGACUUAUUCGUCCUGAAAGAGCUCGACGACCUGGAUGCUUGCCUGAAGGAGGACUACGGGUUCCAAACCGAGACCUUUUCGAUACCGUCCGACAAUGCACACCUCGAGCUGAUGAUGAAAAUUGGUGCCAUGAUAAAAGAACACGAAUCGAGUGAUACCCUGUUCAUCAUCUAUUAUGGCGGCCACGCAAGGAUCGACGAGUCGAGGCAAAGUACAUGGUGCGGAACUCGAAAUUCAGAUUCUCCAUGGCUACAAUGGUCCGCGAUUCAAACAUUGUUGGAACGAUCUCUGUCGGAUGUUCUCAUCUUAUUGGAUUGUUGUGCAGGCGCUGCAAGUGCUACGUUUCCUAACGGCAAUAGUAUUACGGAAACGAUAUCGGCCUCUAGUUGGGAUGCUAUUGCACCCGAUCCAGGGAGAUACUCGUUUACCAAUACUCUAAUUGAAGUGCUUCAAGAUUGGAAACGGAGGACUUUUUCUGCAGCCAUGCUCCACGCUGAGGUCCUUGCACGCCUGAAGCAUCCGAGACCCGAGAUGUUGAACGGCAAGCAUUUCGAGGCACGUGCUACGCCAGUACAUUUUAUGAUGACCGCCAACCAUAAAGCACCAAGUAUCGAGAUAGCCCAGAUGCUCUCAGCAGAUGCACGGCCACCCUCGCCUCCUCAAGAGCCGGGAUUCGAAUCAACUUCUAUCAACGGUCGAUCAGCCGGCCCACAAGAGAUCAUUGGGUCGGAGCCAAAUGAGGAUGUACCGCAUGUAAUGAUUUCUCUUGCACUUGAGGCGGAUCAACGCCUCAAUAUCAAUGACUGGGAACAUUGGCUUUCCAGUAUUCCAGCACUGGCCAAGUAUGUAAAGGUCCAGGGGGUAUUCAAAAGCCACUCGACGCUGCUGCUGUUGUCAAUGCCGGUCAUGGUUUGGGAUCUACUUCCAGACAACCAUGCUUGCAACUUUGUGGCCUUCAUUCGGUCUAACAACCUAGCUGCUCGUGGUCACAAUGAGCCAAGGCCAUUGGAAGAAGAAGUGCCAACGAGUGCCGAUAACGAUGCCGAUUUAAGGUCAAUCUAUUCAGGGACUACAGCGUACACCUCUAGACCGUUAGAGUCUGGUAGGUUAUCAAUAAUGUCAGCCCUUUCAAGCGAGAGAACAUCGAUGGAUCCGAUGUAUAGAAGAGCUGAUGGCCCCAUGGCCGAUGCUACUUCCCGGAGCUACCGUCCUACGAUGAACCCAAUCUCUAAGAGCCACCAGAUGUCUAGCGGGGGAUGGCAAUCGAGGCAACGCACUAUUCCAGGUGCUUCACUACAUAAGAGCGUGUCUUAUAACAAUAUAGCGCAGCACCUAGCUAUCAAUAAACCUUGGAACAUGCGGAGAACAUCACUAGCAUCUGUAGCUAGCCAACCUGAGCUCCCACCACACGCUCAGACACGAUUGGAAGAAUAUUUCCAGGGUAACCCAUUACCGACUAUUGCCGUCAUGGAAUUUCUCGCGUCAACCCUUGGCGUAGAAACUGCGGACAUUGACGCUUGGUUCGAAAAUCGGCGAGAGCAACAAGAAGUUGAGAAUCGACUGCAGAGCUUGAAGAUAGAUGACCAAAGUAGAGAACCUCCUAACCUCGGGGCUCAAAUGAUUCUUCCCGGACACCUUAACAGACUGCUGGAAAUAUUCCCAGAGGAUCAGAUUGUGAUAUUUGAUCUCCGCUCACCAGCCGAGUACGCUCAGUCUCAUAUUCAUAGUGCGAUUAACUUCAGGGCACCCGCUUCCUUCGUAACCCGAGCAACUCUGGAAAUGAUUGAAAGGGCACUUCUGGAUGAGGAAAGCCGCAACUCAUUCAAUAACUGGUACGCAAGCAAAUGCGUCGUAUUUUAUGAUAAGGUAGUCGAGUAUCCUUGGGAGACACCCGUUGCAGACGCGCUUCUACAGAAACUUAAGAGCAAAGGUUGGACUGGUCAGUGUUUUGUGCUUAAGGGCCACUUCCGGGAAUUCUCAGCAUCAUUCGACAAAUAUAUUGUGGGUAAGAGUAUGAAAAGCAGUGCGCAGGAGUAUCUUGCUAGUCUAGAGGAAUCUUCGUGUGAGAAGAGGGAUAGUCAUAAGCAAUACGACGAAUGGCUCAAGCUUCUUGGGAAAGAAGAUAGGGUACAAAUGACUGACCUUGUGCCAGCGGUCAAGAGUGAGCGCAUUGAGGCUACGUCGAAGCACCAGAGGGAAAUCGAACAUGAAUUCGAAAAGAGAGAACCGGAUCUAUACAGAGAGGUGGCGGAUCGUGAACCAGACGGGAAUUGGACCAUCAAAGGUCCUAUGGUAGCUCACUUGGAACGUGGUAUUGCUAAGAUGCAAGAAGCCGGAAAGGGCGUCAGUAUGGGCAAGGCUGCUCCGGAUUCCUCCGACUACAAACGGGCCGCGGACAAGCUCUCUAUGUCGGAAUACGACUUGCUUGAAUCCGAAGAUGAACAUCUGAGCCACGACGCAAUACCCAAAAAAGGGUCAGGAUCCGCCCCUUCUAAAUCAACUUCCGAUACGGCCGCUCCCGAGAAGAAAACACGAUCAGCAUUAGGCCCCGGGCGAGGCUUCUUAAAUAAGAUAAUGCGAAGCGCUCGUCCGGAUACACCAUGAUAAGAUUACCCUUGCCUCAAUCACUGCCAGUUCUAUGGCUGAUACGAUGACUACAUUUCGCGCUGUGGAUGACAAAGCAACAAUAACUUUAUGGUAUCUAUCAUCUGGGAUAUAUUUAGGGUGGAUAUGGAUAUGGAUAAGCGUUCGGACUAUCAUGAUUUCGUUGACGAGAAACUGCCGUAAUAUACUAAGCCGUCGGGUAUGCGGAAAUAAACGGG